AUGACCAGACUGCGCUCGUUGAACUCUUUGCUCGUGGCCUAUCGCCUGUCCUCUGUCCACUCCCCACUCCGCCCUUGCGCGAGAACAGCUCUUUCAACACGCCUGCGCAGCUUCUCCAAAUCCCCGCUCCGAACCCCCCUCACACCUAGCUUUCACUCUCUCAUGCGCGUUCGCGAAGGUAAUUCGCAUUCUCCUGAUCGAGCGAGCAAAAAGCGACGAAUCACUACACCCACGCGGGGUGACCUGCACGACAUGGCGCAAACCCACCCCGCCAUUCAGCUCACGCCAAUUGAAAGCGCACUACGAACCCUCCUCCUCGACGUCGCACGGCACAUUCAAGAGAAUGGAAUAACCGAAGAAGGGAGCGAUGUGACCAAGCAUCCCGAGACGGUGUUGCGCUUCACGGGCGGCUGGGUUCGGGACAAGCUGCUUGGAGUGGACAGUCACGACAUCGACGUGGGGAUCAGCAGUAUGACGGGUUAUCAGUUCGGCUUGGCUUUGAAGGACUACCUUGACAUCCCCGAGAACCUCGAAAAAUACAAGAGGGCACUACCCAGCGGCGAAAUGAAUGAUGCAAUUGUCAGCCUCCACAAAAUCGAUGCCAAUCCCGAAAAGUCCAAGCACCUGGAGACUGUCACAACCAAAAUUUUCGGACUCGAUAUUGAUCUGGUCAAUUUGCGUAAGGAGACAUACACAGAGGAUAGUCGAAAUCCCCAAAUGGAAUUUGGGACGGCGGUCGAAGAUGCAUUACGCCGAGAUGCGACAAUCAAUGCGCUUUUCUACAAUCUCAACGAGGCACGACUAGAAGAUCUGACAGAGCAAGGGCUGAAUGACAUGAAGAAAAAGAUCAUUCGCACUCCAAUGGAGCCCUAUCAGACUUUCAAGGAUGAUCCGCUCCGUGUGCUUCGACUGAUUCGGUUCGCUAGCCGCUUGGAAUAUCAAAUCGACGAGGAGGCUGAAAUGGCCAUGCGGAAUGAGGACAUCAGUGCCGCCUUGAAGCUUAAAAUCAGCAAGGAGCGCGUCUUUACUGAGCUCGACAAGAUGCUGCGCGGCCCCCACCCUCUCCAAGCUUUGCAGUUUAUUGAUCGAAUCGGGCUUUACUCUACCAUUUUCGCAAACCACCAGGAUGAUAUAAUGGCCAGCACAACCACCUGGCCAUUGGCAUACAACGCACUCCAGCGACUAUUACAUCCCGAGUCGGGGGAUCUUCAGGCUGAGAUCGAACGUCUUCGCAAAGCUCUUGUGCUUGACGAAUCUAGCACCUACUAUUCCUGGAUAAUCGCUGCCUUUGCUCCAUGGACAUCGAUCCCUGCGCGAGUCGUCAAGAGCUCUAAUUCAAAGCCUGUUCCUACACGUCCAGUCGAGGUUGGUCGCGAAAGCCUCCGUUGCGACAACAAAACCCUGAACAUACUUCGCGAUGCGACAUUGAAUUACGAGGAUAUUACUCGGUGCAAGGCUUCUUUAGCCGGCAACGCGAUCCAUGGGACCCCGGCAGAGAUCCGGCAGCAGGUUGGGCUGCGCAUUCGAUCCUGGGGCAGAGAUUGGAGACUGUGUAUGAUCUUGGCCAUUCUUCAAGAAGUAAUGCAGGGACGUAACUUUACUGAGGUGGUCAAAGAGUAUAACCAAUUUCUUGCGUACGUCGUAGAUAAUAACCUGGACGAAGUUUGCGAGCUCAAGCCACUCGUCAACGGUGCCGAGAUCAUUGAGGCGUUGGGCGCCAAGAAGGGACCCUGGAUGAGCCGGGCGACGGCGAUGGCGAUGGAAUGGCAGUUGUUGCACCCGCAGGGCGAGAAGGCGGAGGCGCUGGCCGCGAUUUGCGGGCGCCGCGGCGAGUUGGGGCUCUGA
Molecule: messenger RNA, 1845 nt
Organism: Penicillium argentinense
Lineage: Eukaryota; Fungi; Ascomycota; Eurotiomycetes; Eurotiales; Aspergillaceae
Product: tRNA adenylyltransferase
Exons: 3
Coding region: 1-1845 (614 amino acids)
Biological process (GO): tRNA 3'-terminal CCA addition
Molecular function (GO): ATP:3'-cytidine-cytidine-tRNA adenylyltransferase activity; RNA binding
Source: RefSeq, a predicted model, not a curated record